GCCGGUUGCCAUAGGAACAGUACGCAAGCGGAAGUGGAGCUGCGUGUGCGCUUCCCCUUCCGGGUCGGACCUUCCGACUCCCGCCGGAGUAGGGGAGCCACAUGGGACGCAGGUUCUUGCACUGUUUCUUAACGCUCUUGCUGCCGAGAUCAACCCUCCAAACCCGGCGCUGUAUGCUAAGCCCAGAGUCCGGCCCGCCCCCAAAAAGGUCCCGCGGCGAUAUGGUACCACCACGAAUCGGGACACACAACGGCACCUUCCACUGCGACGAGGCGCUUGCAUGCGCGUUACUUCGCCUGCUGCCAGAAUACCGGGAUGCAGAAAUUGUGCGGACUCGGGACCCCGAGAAACUGGCUUCGUGUGACAUCGUGGUGGAUGUGGGUGGAGAGUACGAUCCUCAGAGACAUCGAUAUGACCAUCAUCAGAGGUCUUUCACAGAUACCAUGAGCUCCCUAUGCCCUGGGAAGCCAUGGAAGACCAAGCUGAGCAGUGCUGGACUCAUCUAUCUUCACUUCGGGCACAAAUUGCUGGCCCAGUUGCUGGGCACUAGUGAAGAAGACAGCAUGGUGGAAACCCUUUAUGACAAGAUGUAUGAGAACUUCGUGGAGGAAGUGGACGCAGUGGACAAUGGGAUCUCCCAGUGGGAGGAGGGGGAGCCUCGAUAUGCACUGACCACUACUCUGAGUGCCCGAGUUUCUCGACUUAAUCCCACCUGGAACCAUCCUAACCAAGACACGGAGGCAGGGUUCAGGCGUGCAAUGGAUCUGGUUCGAGAAGAGUUUUUGCAGAGACUUGACUUCUACCAACAUAGCUGGCUACCAGCUCGGGCCUUGGUGGAAGAAGCCCUGGCCCGACGAUUCCAGGUGGACCCAAGUGGGAAGAUAGUAGAACUGGCAAAAGGUGGAUGCCCCUGGAAGGAACAUCUCUAUCACCUGGAAUCUGGGCUGUCCCCCCCUGUGGCCAUCAUGUUUGUUAUCUUCACUGACCAGGCUGGACAGUGGCGAGUUCAGUGUGUGCCCAAGGAGCCCCACUCAUUCCAAAACCGGCUUCCUCUGCCAGAGCCGUGGCGGGGUCUUCGGGAUGAGGCCCUGGACGAGGUCAGUGGGAUUCCUGGCUGUAUCUUUGUCCAUGCCAGUGGUUUCAUUGGUGGGCACCACACUCGAGAGGGUGCCUUGAGCAUGGCCCGUGCCACUCUGGCCCAGCACUUAACACCUAUGCCUUCCUCAGAUCCCCCAGUCCAAUAAAAC
Molecule: messenger RNA, 1247 nt
Organism: Urocitellus parryii (Arctic ground squirrel)
Lineage: Eukaryota; Metazoa; Chordata; Mammalia; Rodentia; Sciuridae
Gene: Myg1
Product: MYG1 exonuclease
Cellular component (GO): nucleus; cytoplasm
Source: RefSeq, a predicted model, not a curated record